AUGGGACAAAGUGACCUUGACGAGCAAAUAGAGAAACUUCGUAAUUGCGAAUUAAUUUCCGAAGAGGAAGUGAGAGAACUUUGCCGAAAAGCAAGGGAGAUCCUAAUUGAAGAAAGCAAUGUACAAAGAGUGAACGCGCCCGUGACAGUCUGUGGCGACAUACACGGUCAAUUUUAUGAUCUGAAAGAGUUGUUCAAGGUCGGAGGCGAUUGUCCAAAGACAAAUUAUUUGUUCUUGGGUGAUUUUGUUGAUAGAGGCUUUUACAGCGUAGAAACGUUCUUGUUAUUACUCUCACUAAAGGUGCGAUAUCCUGACAGGAUAACGUUGAUACGUGGUAAUCACGAAUCACGUCAAAUAACACAAGUGUACGGGUUCUAUGAUGAAUGCCUUCGAAAAUAUGGAUCCGUUAACGUGUGGCGACAUUGUUGCGAGAUCUUUGAUUACAUGAGUCUUUCCGCGAUUGUGGACGACAAAAUAUUUUGUGUACACGGUGGAUUAUCACCUGCCAUAAGUUCACUGGAUCAGGUAUUCAUUACUCACAUGUUUAUCUGUUUACGCAUACUUCCGUUAAAUCCAGAUGAAAUUGAAGGGUGGGGCCUUAGUCCUCGUGGAGCAGGAUAUUUAUUUGGCGGGGAUAUUGUCGCACAAUUUAUACAUACCAACAACCUAGAAUUAAUUGCGCGCGCCCAUCAGUUGGUAAUGGAGGGUUACAAAUUGAUGUUUAAUAAUACCAUAGUAACGGUAUGGUCCGCACCGAACUAUUGUUACAGGUGCGGCAAUGUUGCUGCAAUCUUAAAAUUAGAUGAGAAUCUGGUCAGGGAAUAUAAGAUCUUUGAUGCUGCACCUCAAGAAGUUCGUGGUCUACCAGCCAAAAAGCCAGCUCCCGAUUAUUUCCUGUGA
Acaulospora morrowiae is the source of this 900-nucleotide messenger RNA. Lineage: Eukaryota; Fungi; Glomeromycota; Glomeromycetes; Diversisporales; Acaulosporaceae. The record is from the annotation of a GenBank genome assembly.